Messenger RNA from Nicotiana attenuata, 1147 nucleotides. RefSeq names its product protein Iojap, chloroplastic. Gene Ontology annotation, molecular function: ribosomal large subunit binding. The transcript has 5 exons. The record is from RefSeq and is a predicted model, not a curated record. The coding region runs from base 162 to 851 and encodes 229 amino acids. Lineage: Eukaryota; Viridiplantae; Streptophyta; Magnoliopsida; Solanales; Solanaceae. Gene Ontology annotation, biological process: negative regulation of ribosome biogenesis; negative regulation of translation.
CCAAAAAUCUUAUCCAGAAUAGGACGAAAAUGGGACAAAGAUAGUAAACAGAGAAGAGAUAUAGAGGAUGAGAUAGAUAGAUUAUUAUUUGGUACAAGCAACACUCUUCCCAUUUCUCAUCUUUUAAUUAAUGUUGCAAUAACGAACCCCAUAUAUCGAAAAUGGAACUACACUCCUGCAUUCACCCUCUUCCCUGCACUCCUUCCACCGGAAUUUUGGUCUCCGGCGGUCGUACGGAAGCUAAAUUUGCUGCCAACCCCAGAAAGCUUCAUUCUUUAACGCUGAAUUCUGUCCCAUUUUCUUCUAAAGAUUACAACUUGGGCAGAAGCAGCUCUACAGAUUUUUCUAGGAUGGCUAUUGGCUCGGAUGUAAGUGAAGAUACAGAUGACAUGUUUGAUGAUCUCCUAAAGAAACAUGGGAAAGUGGUCUACAGAAGAAAUGACCAAAAACCUGCAACUGAGGAGAUUGAUGAUGAUGCUGAAAGCCUAUCCUUUGCAGUGGCUGUGGCUAAAGUUGCAAGUGACGUGAAGGCUGGAGAUAUAAAGGUUCUCUUUGUCAAGCCUCUAGUAUAUUGGACUCGGUUUUUCAUUAUUGCUACUGCAUUCUCUCGCCCACAGAUUGAUGCCAUUGGGACCAGAAUAAGAGAUAUGGCUGAGGUACAAUAUGGAAGAGUUGCAUCUGGAGAUUUCAAACCCAACUCGUGGACGCUACUAGACUUUGGUGAUGUUGUUGUUCAUAUAUUUCUUCCUCAGCAGCGUGAGUACUACAACCUGGAAGAAUUCUAUGGCAAUGCAGCGCCCAUCGAACUACCAUUUGAGAACCAACAAUUGCGGGGAUCUAAAGGUUAUUAAAGUCCCAAGAUUCUGGCCUCAUGGUGAUCGACAGAAAUUGUUAGCAAAUUAAGAGGCAGUUGCAGUGUUCCCCUGAAAACUGACACGAAGUGAUUAACAUGUUGGGGGGUCAUUCUGCUGGUCCACCCGUUGUAAUAUUUUUUAUCAGGAACAAUGUAAUUGCUCUUGUAGAACACAGUUUUAUACUUGCGUUUGCUCUAGAAAUAUCUAGUGAAGAAAGAGUUUACUUGCAUUCUUUUUUUUUUCUGAACUAAAUUGGGUGUCAAAGUUCGGGCUCAUUGUCUCAUCCUACAACA